AGUCUCAAGUUUUGUCUCGCGCUAACAUUGAACGAAUCAAGAGUGAGUCCAGCGAAAGUGAAAAUAAUAAUACACACAUUUUAAAAAAAAUGAAUAUGAGAAUUGUGCUAUGUUUAAUCGUAAUUCUAAUGACUUUGGAAAAAUCUUCGGGUCAAAAUGAAAACAGCUAUGAAUCAGUGAUUGACAAUUCCAAAAGCGCAAUUGAAAAAUAUAAACAAUUGCAAAUUUAUUACAAACGAAAUGUUGAAUUAAAAGAUAAAUUGAUUGAAACAUUGACAAAUAGUAUAAUUAAAUUAGAACGUCAAAUUGAUAAUUGUAAUAUGACUUCAAAAUAUCAAAAGGAAUUAUCCGAUGAAUUUUCAAAUAAACUUACCGCCGAAAACAAUCGGGUUCAUCAUUUCAACCAAACGUUAAUCGAAACCCAACAAAAACUUUACUCAAGUGAAAAAACCAUUUUGGCUUUAGAGCAACAGUUGAAAGAUAAUAAAACUGAAUUAGAUGCAAAAAACAAAGACAUAAGUGAAAAGGGCAUUACCAUUCAGGAUCAGUUGAUUAGAAUAAAGAUUUUAGAGACGGAGCGCGACGAAAAUAAAAUAAAGAUUCGUAGUUUAGAGUCAAAUCUUGACAUUUGUACUAAUGAAAUACAAACAAAGAAUCAAGAAACAACUGAACUGAAGACCCAGCUCAAUUUAUCUACUGCUAAGAUCAACGAACAGAAUGAGAUAAUUACUUCAAACUUGACCACUUGCAAGGCCUCAAGCUGUGAGGCAUAUGGCACCUCUAGCAGCAUUCAUACUAUACAAGUCCCUGGAGUUGAUCCCUUCAAGGUCCUGUGCGACGGUCACCUCAAUGGCACCGGAUGGACCGUUAUACAGCGACGGAUAAACGGCAGCGUUAGCUUCUAUCAAAGCUGGACGGAGUAUAAGAACGGAUUCGGUAAUCUCACUGGCGAGUUCUUCAUUGGUCUGGAGAAAUUACACCACAUGACCAAAGCCGAACCACAGGAGCUCUAUAUCCACUUGGAGGACUAUGAGGGACAGACACGUUAUGCCAAAUAUGAUAAAUUUGAAGUGGGAAGUGAGCAGGAAUCGUAUGCCCUUAAGUCCUUGGGAAGCUUUGAAGGAACUGUCAGCGAUCAAUUGCGUUUGAAUGAGGGUGAAAAGUUCAGCACAUUUGAUCGUAAAAAUGAUAGGAGCUUCACAAAUUGUGCAGUAGCCUUAAGUGGAGGCUGGUGGUACAGCAAAUGUGGACUUACUAACUUGAAUGGAGUCUACCUAUUUGGGGAUACGGUAUAUGACACUUAUGGUAAAGGCAUCUUCUGGGAUGACGACGAUUGGCAUGACACCAAUUAUUCUUUGAAAACGGUUCAAAUAAUGAUACGUGCCCGUAAAGCUUAAUAAAUUUAAUAAAAUGUAACAACAAAUUUGCUCAA
This is a messenger RNA of Drosophila innubila, 1432 nucleotides long. RefSeq names its product angiopoietin-related protein 7-like. The transcript is spliced from 2 exons. The coding region runs from base 90 to 1397 and encodes 435 amino acids. Lineage: Eukaryota; Metazoa; Arthropoda; Insecta; Diptera; Drosophilidae. The record is from RefSeq and is a predicted model, not a curated record.